Molecule: messenger RNA, 1951 nt
Organism: Equus caballus (horse)
Lineage: Eukaryota; Metazoa; Chordata; Mammalia; Perissodactyla; Equidae
Source: RefSeq, a predicted model, not a curated record
CCAUGAACCAGGCCUUCUGGAAAGCUUACAAGUCCAAAGUGCUACAGACCCUGAGUGGGGAAUCUGAGGAGGACCUGGCAGAGGAGGUGGGUACCAACCAUGCUUGCUGAGUGGGGCCUGGGCAGAGGGGCAGCAUGAGUGUAAGGUACAAAGAAGGGCAAGGGACAGGCUCAGAGAGAGAGAGGGCACAUUUGUGCAGAAGCAAUUGGCACAUUGAGGGAUGACAAAUGGCAUGGUGCAGUGUCAGAAAGCCAGGACAUUCAAGAACACUGAGGAAGAAAAGAAGACCUGAGGGCACCAGAGGAGUGGUUGCUGUCUCCAGAGAUCUCAAGGGCUGCCACAUGGAAGAGAUCCUUCUAGGACCAGUGUGCAGUAGCCACACGUGGUACACUUAGCUCAACACAACUUUUUAAUGGGCAGAGCUGAGCAGAAGCAGGAUGGCUUGCCUUGAGAGGAAGUGAGCUCCCUAGUAUUCAAAGUAGAGGACGUGGCCCUUGUACUCUGAGGGUCACUGUAGCACCAUCAGAUCAGAGCCAUCCUUGGACCGUGUUUGUCCUGACAUCAAAAGGAUUGAAAAGGCUCUGAAACAGCCUUAGGUCUGGAGGCCGUGAUAAGUGGCAGUUGUGCAAAUAGAUGCGGCAGGGGCAGGAAGUCCUUCUGUGGCGUGUGUGUGAAUAAGUGUAUGUCUAGACAGGUGGGUGUCCAGGGCCGGGCUUGUGUAGAAGUACUUGUGGGUCAGUAUUAGGACUGUGGAAUCUCAGUGAAGGUGUAUGUGCAGCUAUGAACUGGGUAUAGGUAUUUUCAGGUGUGUACAUUUUGGGCAGAAGUCUAUGCCAGCAUACCUCUGUGCAGGCAUUUGCAGGUGUUAUGUUUGUAUGGUGCAUGUGUUUGGGUGUGUACACAUCUGUCUCUUGGUGUCUGUGGAUGUGUCAAGAGGUUUUGUGUGCCAUGGGUGGGCCUCUGUGCAUCUGUCUGCAGUUGUGUAAGUGCACAGGUGUGAAUGGUAUGUGUCUGUGUCCUUGUGUAGUUUCCUCAUAGUAUGAACCUCGAUGUACAGGUGAAGAGCAGUAGCCAUGGGGAGGCAUGGUCAUGUACAGGUGUGUGCCUACAUCAGCGUGCAUGCCCUGGUCCACAUGUUAUUGGGUAUAUCUGGAGGUGUCUGUGGGUGGGCAGGUAUGUGUGCUUAAGGCCAUCUGCAGGGAUUUACUAUGUGGGUGAUGGAUGUGGCUAGUAGCUUUGUGUAGAGGAAUACCUGUAUGCGUUUGUGGAGAGUGCAAGGGGACUAGAUAUGUGCUUAGUUCUGUGGGGUUUGGGGUGCCUGGUCUGUAUGUACCAGGCUAGCAGUAGGAGAGGGAGGUCCCAUUCCUCUGGGGUCUCUCUCAUGCUGGGUGGGGGUCUUGUGUCCCAGAGGGAGAACCCAGCCUUAGUGGAGUCUGAGACAGCGGAACCCACUGAAGAGGCCUUCAGUCCCAUGUCACAGCUGGCCCGCCGGGUUCAGGGGGUCGGGGUAAAAGGUUGGCUGACAAUGUCAUCUCUGUUUAACAAAGAAGAUGAGAACAAACUGCUACCACCGGAGCCCUGUGCUGACCACCCGCUGGCUGCGCGGCCCUCCUCGCAGGCUGCGGCGGCGGCGGAGGCGGAGCCGCGCGGGCCCGGCUUUUGGGACGCGUUCGCCAGCAGGUGGCAGCAGCAGCAGGCCGCGGCGGCGUCCAUGCUGCGCGGCGCCGAACCCACCCCGGAGCCGGACCCCGAAGCUGCGAACGAGGCCGCGGAGGAGGCCACCGAACGCCCCGAGUCGCCGGAGGCCGACGCUGCGACCGGCUUCAAGUGGGGCUUCCUCACCCACAAACUGGCCGAGAUGAGGGUGAAGGCUGCGCCCAAGGGCGACUAGCAGGCCGGCUGAACUGCGUGCCCGCUCCUCCCCUCCGCUCAUAAAAACCCUGGCCCGACA